Molecule: messenger RNA, 695 nt
Organism: Gossypium arboreum
Lineage: Eukaryota; Viridiplantae; Streptophyta; Magnoliopsida; Malvales; Malvaceae
Exons: 2
Coding region: 44-403 (119 amino acids)
Source: RefSeq, a predicted model, not a curated record
UUUGAGUGCCUAAAAUGAGAAUUGUUGAUAGUUGGGUGACUAUAUGUGUAUUUUAUCUUUUAUUUUAUGCACAUCAAUAUUGUGGCUCCCGGCCUUCCUCAUCUCGUUUCUCCCCUGCCUGCAACUGAGAUUAUCGAAACUCUUUUGCUGGCCAGGUUAUUUUAUCAUGGGAAACAAGCCUGCGAAGCAAGAACGACGAGAAGAGGUUCUCUUGAAAAUUGUGCCACCAUUGGACCAAGCUUAUGUUCGAUGGCUUGCUCGAGAUAUAGAGAGGAUUCACAGUUUUAGUCCGAGAAACCCUCGUGCAGUGAAACCCCCAGAGCACUACAUUGAAUACAUGCAAUUGAAUGGCUGGUUAGAUGUAGACUUGGACGAUCCAGAUUUGGCCCAUUUGUUCAAAUAAGAAGGAAUACUUUUUUGCCAUAAAAAAGCUUAUGAAUUGAGCUUGGAAUUGGGAGGUACGUUGAAAGAACUAUGUUACUGUUUUGUAAAUCGAAGCAACUUAUGCUUUCCAAGAUGGACAAGAUCUUGAAUGGAAGUUCUUUCAUCAUUCAUGUAGUGAUGAUUUUAUGGUUUUGUUUUAUUUCUUGCUUUGAUUCUUGAGGAGAAAAUCCAAUUUCUCUUUCUUUUGUUAUGAUUUAAAAACUCAGGUUAUUGAGUAACUUAAUACUUAGUUCAAUUUGUUUGAGUUUAAA